GUUUUGAUGAAGUUGACAUCUAAUAAAAAAUCUGCGGGUUUGUCCUAACCUGGAAAAAUCAAGCACCGCAAACGUAACGUAACGACGAAAAAUCCGAAUUCAACCACGCAACUCAGCCGAUGGCCUCCGCUUUCAGCAUCCCCGAAAUCAACCUGAAAUCAGGGUGUGGAAGCAUACCUGUUUUGGGAUUCGGAACGGCGGCGGAUCCCCCUGUCGACUCAGAAACCACUAAGAGGGCUGUGUUAGAAGCAAUUGAGGUUGGUUAUCGCCAUUUCGACACCGCUGCUUUGUAUAAUUCAGAGCAGCCUCUCGGUGAAGCCAUAGCCGAAGCGAUAGGUCGGGGUCUGGCUAAGUCCAGAGACGAGUUCUUCAUCACUUCGAAGCUCUGGUGCAGCGAUGCGCAUCCUCAACAUGUUCUUCCUGCGCUCAAGACAACCCUCAAAAAUCUUGGUAUGAGUUAUGUUGAUUUGUAUCUGAUACACUGGCCGGUGAGCGCUAGACCUGGAAAAAUGGAGUAUCCGAUUAAGGCAGAGGACUUUGUCGCCAUGGAACUUGAGUCAGUGUGGGCAGCCAUGGAAGAGUGCCAGAGAAUUGGCCUCACAAAAGCAAUUGGAGUCAGCAACUUUACCUGCAAGAAGCUCCAGCAAAUCUUGGCUACUGCCAAAAUUCACCCUGCUGUCAAUCAAGUAGAGGUAAACGUGUGUUGGCAGCAAAAGAAGCUGAUAGAAUUCUGCAAGGAGAAAGGAAUUGUUGUGGUUGCUUAUUCUCCUCUAGGCGCAGUAGGGACUUUUUAUGGUACCAAUAAGGUUACAGGAUCCGAAAUGCUAAAGCAAAUAUCUAAGGCCAAAGGGAGAACUGUGGCUCAGGUGGCUCUGAGAUGGGGUUACGAGCAAGGGAUCGGCAUUGUGGUCAAGAGUUUUAACAAAGAGAGGAUGAAAGAGAACAUGGAUAUAUUUGAAUGGUCAUUGAGCAGUGAAGAAGUUGACAGGAUAAGUGAAAUUCCACAGGGCAGAGUAUGUCUCGGAAUUGAUUAUACCUCAGUUUAUGGACCUUACAGGACAAUUGAAGAACUCUGGGAUGGAGAAAUUUGAUUUGAGUUCAAGAACUAGCCAGAUGUUUCUUUUUCUUUUUCUUUUUCUUCCGCGGAAAGUUCAAGACUUUUACUAUUGUUGCCAAUGUAGAGUGCAUUUCCAGACUGCAGUAUAUAAAAUCCAUAUUAUGAGUCUACCA
Messenger RNA from Sesamum indicum (sesame), 1230 nucleotides. Its product is annotated as non-functional NADPH-dependent codeinone reductase 2. Gene Ontology annotation, molecular function: oxidoreductase activity, acting on the CH-OH group of donors, NAD or NADP as acceptor. The record is from RefSeq and is a predicted model, not a curated record. NCBI's taxonomy places the organism in Eukaryota, Viridiplantae, Streptophyta, Magnoliopsida, Lamiales, Pedaliaceae.